This is a messenger RNA of Leptopilina boulardi, 1910 nucleotides long. Its product is annotated as nudC domain-containing protein 1-like. Lineage: Eukaryota; Metazoa; Arthropoda; Insecta; Hymenoptera; Figitidae. Bases 118 to 1776 code for a protein of 552 amino acids. Gene Ontology annotation, molecular function: protein binding. The transcript has 4 exons. The record is from RefSeq and is a predicted model, not a curated record.
UUUUAGAAGGAAAAAAAAGAAAUAUUACGCGCGCAUGUGACAUAUGGCGGUGUGUUUUAACCUCUGUUUCGUUUUAUUAUUUUCCUCUUUCGAUAAAAUUGUUUUACUUUUGGAAUAAUGACAAAAAUUAUUGAACUUCGUCCAAAUAAAAGUCUACUUAAUACUAAUUUUGAGAAAUAUCAAUUUUGUACUGAAAAUAUUCCUAUAGAAAUUGAAAAGAAACUCGUUAACGAGGUAUUUCAUUUAGAAGCAAACACAACACGAGAAUCAUGGCUUGAAGCAAGAUUAUUUGCCCUUCAUAAUCAUCUUUUUGUAAAUCCAUUUGAUUCGUCUUGUUGGUUUGUCGACAAUACGGGAAUUGUUUGGCAAUUUAUUAAUGGAAAUUUAAAAAAAAUUCAUACAUUAAAAACAGUUGAUAAAUCACAUAUUUGUACCAAAUAUAAUCCUUCAAUUGGUUUUACAAAUAAAAAUAUCACUGUCAUUUCAAAUGGAAGUAAAAAUUUAGAAAUUUUAAUAAAUAAUGAAAAUGAAGAGAAAGAAUUUUUUCACUUUGAAGAUAUUGAAUCGGGAAUUAUUCUCGAUUGUCAACAAAUGAAUGAUAGUAAUUUAAUGAUUAUCAGUAUUUACAGUGUUGUUGAAAUAGAAGGAAAAGUACAUUCACGUUUAACAUUAUUGACAUAUUCCUAUGAAAAAAAUGAAUCAUCAUCGUCAUCAUUGACACUCUAUCGAACACAAAUUUUAAAAGUCAAAGGCACAGUUGAUUAUUUAUAUAUUGAAGAUAAUGGUAAUUAUUUUCAUACAGCAAGUCAAGAUCCAAUUGUAUUUGAAUAUGAUUCAUUGAAUCCAAUAAAAAUUGUUGAAAAAAAUUCCAAUGACACCAGUAUUAUGGGUAUUAAAAUUCCAAAAUAUUGUUGGUCACAAAAUGAUGAUUCGGUGACAGUUUGGUUGAAAAUAGUAGAGAAAUGUAAAAAUAUUUCACCUCAAAUUGAUGUUAAACCAACACAAAUAUCUGUUUCAAUGAAAGAUGUUGUCUUGAUACAAGGAGAAACACAACAUAAAUUGGAAUCUGAUUUGACAACGUGGAAAAUUAAAGAUGACACUUUAGAAAUUGAAUUUAUAAAAUCUGAGAGUGGAUUAAUGUGGAGUGAAUUGUUAAAAGGUGAUACGGGUGGUGAAUUUUUGCCUAAUGAAAGUUUAGCAGCGGAAAUUCAUUCCAGAUUGGCUCAUUUAUGUUCCGAUCAACCAGAAAGAGUGGAACAGCCCGCAUUGGGUUUUAAUUCAGAACAAUUGGAAGAAUGCGAUUUAGAAGGACGUGAAAAUGUUCUUCAACGAGUAAAUAUGAAUACACACAGUACAAGUAAUUUAUCAAUGCUUGGAAGCAGUAAUUGUAUUCUUUUUACACAAAAAAUAAAAUCCGGUCAGAUGCUUUGUUUCAGACAUGAUCAUGACGGUUGUAUAUGGACAACAAAACAAAGUGACAAUGAAAAUUGGGAAUUGGAACAUAUUUGGACAUUUCCUGCAUUUGGCUAUGUCGAGGCUAGUAAAACAAAUAAAAAAUUCUGUGUAUCACCAUCUGAAAUAUCAGAUGCCUCUUUUAUAGCAAUUGUUGAGCACACAAGGCAUGUUUUUAUUUAUAAAAAACCAGAAAACAAUGCUGUUGUUGGCAAACAAUAUAUCAUUGAUUUUGGAAAUAAAACUAUUCUUGGCGCUGCUUGGAUCAAUAAAUAUUUGAUAGUAUUGACAAAAGAUAUGUUGUACUGUCUUCGAAUUUAUUAAGAAUAAUUUUUAAGUACAUACAAAUAUAUCAUUCUAUGUACAGAGAAAAAAAAAUUAUUUCUAUGUAUAAUAUUUAAAUAUAUAUAUAUAUAUUUAUAUAUAUAUAAUUCUCUAAAUAUUACAAAUUAAAUAAA